UGCAAGUAUACAAUUUUUGUUCUAAUAUUCAAGUAGUUAGUACUAUGCUAAAGAACGGAUCGUUGUAUCCUUACACUCGUGAAAGCGAGUGUCCAACCUUUUGGUUUCCCGGGGCCACAUUGGAAGAAGGAGAAUUGUUUUGGGCCACACAUAAAAUACACAGACACUAAUGACAGCUGAUGAGCAAAAAACGGGUCAACUGCAUAAUUUAUGUGAUAUCCAUCACCACAGAUAAGCAAAAAAGCCCUCACAUAAUAAUCUUAAUUAUUCGGCGCCCCAUUCGGAGAGUCUUGUAAAAUCAUUGAGCAGGUCCCAAGUUUGCGAUCACUAAUAUAGACAAUGUACAUAUCUAAGUAAUAAAACUUCAUUAAUUUUUUAUAUUUGUUAUUAUAAAAGUAAAAAAAGAGGGCAAGAUAAAACUAGUAGGAUAGUUGACAUUGUAUUUGAGAAACUAAUGCAUCAAUCUGCAAUCGAGUUACAAAACAAAGAUUGCAAAAAAUCUUAGAAUGUUUUAAGUAAGUUUACGAUUUUGUGUUGGGCCGCAUUCAUAGCCGUCCUGGGUCGCAUACGGCCCGCGGGCCGCGGGUUGGACAAGCCUGCUUUAAUGUUAUUAAGAAUAAAGCUAUUUUUAUGUAUAAGUGUAUAUAGAUAUGAUAUACGAUAGUAAACAGUGACUGUACAAAUUUCAAAACUUCGGUUUAUUCUAGAAGGGACAAUGAGAGCGUACGUGUUGAGCACCGAAUGUUUAAUUAUGGCAUUGGAUACUUUUGCAUCGGUCGCAAUUUAUAUUGAACAUAAAAUCGAACAGCUAAUCAAAUUGUUUAAUACGUUUCUUGUCAAGAAAUGCAACAUCGAUGUCCUUCUGAAAAUUUUUACGUAUAUCGUUUUUGAUUGUAUUUAUAUUGUAAAAUAUAGUGCAUGGCUCCUACUCUCCAAUAAUAUCAAGUAUAUCUUCGAUAGAAUGCGACAUGACUGGAAUAUAUUAAAAGAUCAGACAGAAUGUGAAAUAUUAAGAGAGUAUGCAGAUAACGCAAGAUUACAUACAAUCUUCUUUCUGUGUAAGAUUCUGUUAUUGGCUACUCUUUGCUUUUUGGGACUGUUAACAUUGGGCUGUGUGCCCCGUAUACUCGAUAUAAUCAUGCCACUAAAUGAAUCCCGGCCACGACAGUUACCAAUUAUAGUAGAAUAUUUUAUUGAUGAAGAAACGUACUUCUAUGCUAUUUUGAUACAUAUUGCCACAGCCAUCUAUGCUGGCUCCGUAACGUUAGCGGCUUGUGCAACAAUGCUCAUAUCCUAUAUCCUGCAUGUUUGCGCCAUGUUUAAAAUUGCUAGUUAUCGAAUCAAACACAUAUGUGACAAAGACGUAUUAAACAUGCCAAAAGAUAUUAAGCAAUAUAUACUAUAUGAGAGAUUAAUUCAUGCAAUAUACGUUCAUCGGCGAGCUAUGGAUAUAUAUAUAUUUUGCUGUUCAAGUCUGUGCAGAAUUUUGACGAAUAGUUUUACGAUAUUCUAUUUCGUAUUGUUAGGAUUUGGAAUGCUUUCAAUGAGUCUUAGUUUCUUUCACUUACUUCACGUGAUAAUUUCUCUGAAUGAUCCAGUAGAUCUGUUAAUGUUCCUGUGUAUCGUAUUUAUACAUUUAUAUUACAUAUUUAUGACAAACUAUUUUGGGCAAAAUGUUACUGAUACCAGUAUUAAUGUCUCUGAAACGACAUAUAAUACGCCAUGGUACGCACUGCCAUUAUGGAUGCAAAAACUCAUAUGCAUCAUGAUGCAAAGAAGCAAUAAGAAGACUAGCUUAACAGUUGGGGGCUUAUUUGAAGCGUCGUUAGAAGGUUUUGCUACGGUACGAAACACGAUGCUGCGCAAAAAUUGUAUUCUGAUGCGCAUCAUAAAAAAAAUAUUAAUUGCAGCUCAUGAGUAUGUGCACGUCUUACGUUAUGGUGCUACAUUCCACACAAUAGAAACCACAGGAAGGAUUGUAAUGUUUAUAAAACUUGUCUUGUAGAUUUAAAAUAUAAUAAAUUUAAUAAAUUGAAAAUCAUUUAGAGAAAGUAGAUAGGUUCUCUUUCUUUAUAUAUAUAUUAAAUGAGUUUGUGAUCAGGAACUUUUUGAAUUUGGAUUUACGUCGAUCACAUGGCAUCAAAGAUUUAUCUCCAUGCAGUAGAAAAAAAGAUGUAUUUUCUGAUUUCUUUUUUAGUAAUGUGCAGAGAGUAAAAUAAAUUGGUGUAAUGCUAUAAGCAUAAAAUGUUAUAAGAAUAAUAAACACAAUAUCUGUGUCUUGUUUUCUUAUAACUGGAUGCAGUAAAUCUUGUGUAAUUUGGUAAUUCGUAUUCCUCGUAUGUACAUAUUUGUACAAAUACAUAUAUGUCUGUUUGUU
This is a messenger RNA of Ooceraea biroi (clonal raider ant), 2377 nucleotides long. Its product is annotated as odorant receptor 47a. Gene Ontology annotation, cellular component: plasma membrane. NCBI's taxonomy places the organism in Eukaryota, Metazoa, Arthropoda, Insecta, Hymenoptera, Formicidae. The record is from RefSeq and is a predicted model, not a curated record. Gene Ontology annotation, biological process: sensory perception of smell; detection of chemical stimulus involved in sensory perception of smell. Gene Ontology annotation, molecular function: olfactory receptor activity; odorant binding.